Molecule: messenger RNA, 3678 nt
Organism: Paralichthys olivaceus (Japanese flounder)
Lineage: Eukaryota; Metazoa; Chordata; Actinopteri; Pleuronectiformes; Paralichthyidae
Source: RefSeq, a predicted model, not a curated record
GAUGGAGGGCGAGGAGGACGGAGCGGGGCGGGUCAGGGAGCUGCAGGAGCAGAGGAUGACGGUCCAGAAGAAAACCUUCACCAAGUGGAUGAACAGCGUUUUCUCCAAGAACGGGGAGAGCGGGGAGCUGACUGACGUCUACGUGGAGCUGAAGACCGGAGUCGUUCUGAUUCGUCUGCUGGAGCUCAUCUCCAGAGAGACGCUGCCUCCGCCCAGUCGACGUAAACUAAGAGUCCACUGUCUGGAAAACAACAGCAUCGCCAUCAACUUCCUCAAAUCAAAGAUUCGGGUGGAUCUGAUUGGUCCAGAGAAUGUGGUGGACGGGGACCGGACGCUGAUCCUGGGUCUGCUGUGGAUCAUCAUCCUCAGGUUCCAGAUCGGACCGAUUAACCUGGAGGAGGCGGGUGGUGGUAGUGUCGCUCACCGCUCGGCAAAGGAGGCUCUGCUGAUCUGGUGUCAGAGGAAAACUUCGGGCUACGGUGGCGUCAAUGUGCAGGACUUCUCGUCCAGCUGGAGGGACGGACUUGCCUUUAACGCCCUCAUCCAUGCCCACAGGCCUGACCUUUUCGACUAUCACCGCCUCCAUGGCGACGACCCCAUCCGUAACCUGGAGCACGCCUUCUCCCUGGCAGAGCGGCAGUUUGGGAUCAUGCAGCUGCUGGAGGUGGAGGACAUGGUGGUCCCUCAUCCUGACGAGAAGUCCAUCAUGACCUACGUGUCCCUGUACUACCACUACUUCUCCAAGAUGAAGCAGGGACAGACCAUCCAGAAGAGACUUGCUAAGAUUGUGGGGAUGUUGAUGGAGCUGGAUGACAUGAAGGUGCGGUAUGAGAGAAUGGUCUCACAUCUGCUGCAAUGGAUCAAAACCAAGGUGGUUCAGCUGAAUGACAGACGAUUCCCAAACUCUCUGAAGGAGAUGCAGACGCUGAUGACGGCUUUCAAAACCUACAGGACAGUGGAAAAACCUCCUAAAUACCAGGAACGUGGGGCAAUUGAGGCUCAUCUCUUCAGUCUGAAGACGCAGCUGGCCGCCAACAACCAGCGGUCCUAUAAUCCUCCAGAGGGUGAAACACUGCGUGACAUAGAGAAGAGUUGGGUCUUGUUGGAGAGAGCUGAACACGAACGAGAACGUGCCCUGCAGGGGGCGCUGCUCCGUCUGGAGAACCUGGAGCAGCUUGCCCAGAAGUUUGGGAGGAAGGCAGCUCUGAGAGAGGGGUAUCUGGAGGACACGGUGCGGCUCAUCCGGAGGCAGGACGUCCGAGGUCUUUCCACCCUGGAGGAGGUGCAGGCAGCUGGCCGGCGUCUGGAGGCCCUUGCCACAGACGCUCUGGCCAGAGAGCCACGCUUCACUGCCCUGAGAGACAUGGCCAAGACCAUUGAGAGAGGAAACUACCACAGCAAGGAGCAGAUCAUCAGGCGGGAAGAGAGCAUUCGUAACCGAUGGAAGGACCUGUUGCAGCAGCUACAGGAGCACAGGGGGCUGCUGGGUAAUGUAGUUGAAACCCUCAGCUGCCUCCGAGACAUCGAAAUUGUCUCCCAGGAGUUGAAAGAACUCCAGUCCCAGGCCAGUUCCUCUGACCUGGGGAAGCAGCUGACGGAGGUGGAGUCUCUCCUUCAGAAGCAGGAUCUCCUGGAAGCUCAGAUCUCGGCUCAUGGUGAAACCAUCGCCACCAUCAGCAGCACAGCUCUGGGAAAAGUGAGCGACGGUCAGCAGAUUCAUAGCAGAGUAAGAGCUCUCGACACUCAGUACAAAUCUCUGGUGUCGCUCAGCAGCAACAGGAGGAAACAGUUGGAGGCUCAGUUGAGGUUGUUCGAGUUCUUCCAUGACUGCGAGGAGUUGGAGGCGUGGCUGUAUGAGCGCUGGUUGAGACUGCAGACGGCCGGACUGGGACGAGACCUCAACCACACCCAGCUGGCUCAACACAAUCACAAGGUGCUGGAGGCGGAGAUCCAGGCUCAGGAGUCCCUGUACCAAGGAGUUCUGGGUCGAGGUCAGGAUCAGCUGUCCAAACAGAGCCGGGUCAACCAGCGAGCCGUCCAGAAGUGGAUCAGGACUUUAAAGAGACAGUGGGCCCACCUGACCGACGAGGUGACGGGACGCCGCAACAGGCUGCAGGCUGCCACAACCAUCAAACAGUACUUUGCAGAAGCGGAAGAGGCCAACUCAUGGUUGGGAGACAGGAAACCGCUGCUGACCAGCGAGGACCAAGGGAAGGAUGAGUCGAGCACGGCGGCGCUGCUACAGCGGCACCUGCGACUGGAGAAGGAGAUGUCGGCCUACGCCUCCGAGAUGAAGAGGUUGUCAGAGCAGGCGAAGAGCGCUGCGCAGCUAACAGCUCUGACUGCGGAGCCUCAGCAGAGUAAAAUGAUGGAAUACAGUGACUCAUCUGGAGAGGAGGAGGUGCCAGGAACCAGCACAUCAUCACCAAGCCUAAAGGGAGGGAGGAGCCACACCCUUCAGAGUGAGGAGAUUAAGGCCAAGGUCCGCUUCAGAUACAGCAGAGGCCAGUUUCCAUGGGAUCGUAAUGAGAUUGUUAUCGUUGUCAGCAACGAGCCGGAUGGAGACCGAGUUCUUGCCAGAGAUGGCCGAGGAAACCAGCAGCUCAUCCCCAAAACCUACCUAACCCUGCUGUCAGCCACACCUGCGCCGCCCACCACGCCAGUCGGCACCAAUGGCGUACCAGAGAGCCCAAGCAGGAAGGUGAGUCGCCCCAGACGAAGCCGCUCGAUGCGCCGCAGCACGACUGAGAUCCAAACAUCGGGGAUUCCAGACCCACAGUACCAGAGAGACACUGUGGAGCGCACACAGACUCAACUGGAUGAGGACUACAAGUCCCUAUACAAGCUGGUCAAGACGAGGACUACAAGUCUGGAGGAGAUGCUGCGUCUGCAUCGAUUCUACAACAGCUGCGAGGAGUUUGAGUCAUGGAUGGAGGACAAGGAGAACAUCCUGAACACUUUCAGCACCGAUUCUGAAAACCUGGGGGUCGUUCAGGCCAAAUACGAGAACUUCCUGACUGAGUUGAUGAGUGGGCGUGGCCAGUUGGAUGACAUAAUCAAAAUGGCGGAGGAGCUGGUGAGGAGUCGACACAGUAAACAGAGAGAGAUCCAGGCCAGGCAGAGGAAAGUUUCCAACAGGUGGGAUCGGAUCCAACAGCUGAAGGAUGAGAAGGGACACGAGCUGCUGAGUACAGCAGAUGUGCAGUCCUUUCUGCAGAACUGUGAUGAGGCUAAAGCUCUGCUGCAGGAUCAACUGUCCCGGCUCGACAUCGUGGACGUGGGCUGCAGCUCCUUCACGCUGUCGGCCGAGGAGAAGAACCAGGCUCAGGCGCUCAGAGACAUCCAGACCCUGGAGGGCAAGAUCUCCUACCUGAAGAGCGUUGCAAAGAUGAAGCAGGACUGCAGUCCAGCAGAGAGUGCAGCCAUCAUGGAGGAGGUCCGGCAUCUGGAGGCUCUACUGAGACAGGUGAAACAUCAGGCUGCAGAGAGACAGCGCCUCCUAGAGGAGGCCCGCAGGCUGCAGAGCUUCCAGCAGCAGGCCAAAGAGCUGCAGCGCUGGGCGGUUUCCAUGCAGGAGCGCCUCCUGCAGGAGGAGACGGCUGCUGACGUGGCCUCGGCCGUUGCCCUGCUGGAACAACAUCGGGAGCUGUGGCUGGAGAUGGAGGAGCAGAGGAGCAG